This is a messenger RNA of Pseudocercospora fijiensis CIRAD86, 459 nucleotides long. RefSeq lists its product as uncharacterized. The record is from RefSeq and is a predicted model, not a curated record. NCBI's taxonomy places the organism in Eukaryota, Fungi, Ascomycota, Dothideomycetes, Mycosphaerellales, Mycosphaerellaceae. The transcript has a single exon. The annotation marks the transcript as partial.
CAGACCGGCCUAUCACAGCUGCAAAACCUCUUCUUCGUGGCUUACAGCAGCCAGAUCUAUGUCUACGUGCCGCACUUCUCCACGCAGGCACUGCCGCCCAAGCCUGCACUCAUUGUGCCCUCGCAGCCAUCGACACCGGCACUCCAAGGCUAUUUGGAUUCAACUAAUCCACAUUCGAUCAAUAACCUAGUCGUACAGUUCCUCGGCAACGAAGAAGUCGUAGCUGUUGUGCGAGACGACGGCGAUGUCGAUGCUUUCCUCGUGCGACACAUUCUCCAAGCAAUCGAAAGACGAACCGAGCACCAUGGUCGCAUUGAUACUCGAGCCGACGAAGUGAAGCCGAUCUUCCAAAGCAAUGUUGGAAAGUCGGCGUGGGGAUUGGCAAUCCACUCCCAAGCGCGCAUACUUGCAGUCAGUGCCAACACGCAUAGCAUCACUGUCUUCAAGUUUGGACUGGUC